AUGUGUGGCCUCAGACCGUGGGUGACUUGUCAUUUAAAAUACUGUGUGCUAAGAGUCCCGUGUUGCUCUGACCCCUCCUGCCUUGUCACACUGCAGAGCACCUAUUGCGCCACCAUGGUCCAACACUGUGAGGCCCUCAACCGCUCUGUCCAGGUGGUCAAUCUGGAUCCAGCAGCAGAGCAUUUCAACUAUCCUGUGAUGGCUGAUAUCCGGGAACUGAUUGAGGUGGAUGACGUGAUGGAGGAUGAUUCUCUGCGGUUUGGCCCCAAUGGAGGACUGGUAUUUUGCAUGGAGUACUUUGCCAAUAAUUUUGACUGGCUAGAAAACUGCCUUGGCCAUGUAGAGGAUGAUUACAUCCUUUUUGACUGUCCAGGUCAGAUUGAACUGUACACUCACCUGCCGGUCAUGAAACAGCUGGUGCAGCAGCUGGAACAGUGGGAGUUCCGCGUCUGUGGCGUUUUUCUGGUUGAUUCUCAGUUCAUGGUGGAGUCGUUCAAGUUUAUUUCUGGCAUCUUGGCAGCCCUGAGUGCGAUGAUAUCUCUAGAGAUCCCACAAGUGAACAUUAUGACAAAAAUGGAUCUGCUGAGCAAGAAAGCUAAAAAAGAAAUUGAGAAGUUUUUAGAUCCAGACAUGUAUUCUUUACUAGAUGAUUCUACAAGUGACUUCAGAAGCAAAAAAUUCAAAAAGUUGACUCAAGCCAUUUGUGGACUGGUUGACGACUACAGCAUGGUUCGGUUUUUACCUUAUGACCAGUCGGAUGAAGAAAGCAUGAACAUUGUGCUACAGCACAUUGAUUUCACCAUUCAGUAUGGGGAAGACUUGGAAUUCAAAGAACCUAAGGAACAUGAAGAUGAAUCAUCUUCCAUGUUUGAUGAGUACUUUCAAGAGCAUCAGAAUGAUUGAAGAGUGUAUUGAAAAGGAAUUGUGUCUGGGUAGAGACCUGUGACUGAGUCGUCAGAACACUCUUCUCUUUGACGUACACAAUACUCGGAAGCUGCUUAUUUUAUAAACAAAAAUCAUACUUGGCUAUUUAUUGGCAGCAUGCCUGAAUCAAGUGCUGAGUUUUUCUGAAACUGCUGCUGUGAUGGACUCGGAUUAUGUUAACAUCAAUUUAGAUGUUUCAAGUUGAAAUUGCAAUAAUUGUUCAUUAUUUUGUACAUAAUAUAAACGAGCACCUGUGAUCAGGUAAGACUGGUGUAACCUUAUUUUUGCUGUUUGAUUUCUGUUUUUUGAAAGGCCUGAGGGACAGGAGUAACCGUAACAACAUAUAUACGUGUCUCCAAAGACAAAAACCUGGAAGAAUUCAGAUAAGACCAUACUUUAUUUGUAUCUUCUAGCUUUCCUACAUUGAAAAGGUAUUAUUUGUAUUAUUAAAAAGUUAAAAGGAACUUUAUGUUGGAAGACCCCUUUGUGUGUGUAUAGAUGUAGAUACAGAGAAAAGCACUGGCCUUUCCUUACACUCUUGUCUUCCAGUGAGAAUUUGAAGUGCUCAGCAGGGAAAGUAUUUGAAUGAGUAAUUCUCUCAAGUGUCAAAAUGUAGGCACUGAUCUUAUUUUUUAAAGAUUUUUAUUUUUUUCUUUAUUUUAUGUAUACAAGAACUGGUAUCCCACCAGAG
Condylura cristata (star-nosed mole) is the source of this 1615-nucleotide messenger RNA. It is a transcript of the gene GPN3, whose product is annotated as GPN-loop GTPase 3. The transcript is spliced from 8 exons. Gene Ontology annotation, molecular function: GTPase activity. NCBI's taxonomy places the organism in Eukaryota, Metazoa, Chordata, Mammalia, Eulipotyphla, Talpidae. Bases 1 to 903 code for a protein of 300 amino acids. The record is from RefSeq and is a predicted model, not a curated record.